Messenger RNA from Erinaceus europaeus (western European hedgehog), 1299 nucleotides. It is a transcript of the gene GDPD3, whose product is annotated as glycerophosphodiester phosphodiesterase domain containing 3. The transcript has 10 exons. The record is from RefSeq and is a predicted model, not a curated record. Gene Ontology annotation, cellular component: endoplasmic reticulum membrane. Lineage: Eukaryota; Metazoa; Chordata; Mammalia; Eulipotyphla; Erinaceidae. Gene Ontology annotation, molecular function: phosphatidylcholine lysophospholipase A1 activity; phosphoric diester hydrolase activity. Bases 299 to 1246 code for a protein of 315 amino acids. Gene Ontology annotation, biological process: glycerophospholipid catabolic process.
ACUGAUGGGGAGUGUGUCAUGCUCCCCAGUCACACAUGGGGGGGGGGUGCGUGGGGUAGGCCUUGGUUGCUUCACUGGGGCCCAGGAACUGGGGGUGCUGGGGCCUGUCAAGGGUCUGGGAAUGUGGGGACCAGCAGCCUGACACUCCCGCCUCCCCCCCAUUCCCCGCUGAGAGUCUGGCCCUGUGCCAGAAGCAGGCUCAGCAGGUCCCAGGGGUGUGGUGGCCUCUGGUAGAGUCGGCCUACAUAGUCCGGCGGGCGGUGCGGCAGCCCAGUCCUCCUGGGACACGGCGGCUGGCAUGAGCUCACUGCUCUACUACGCACUGCCUGCCCUGGGCAGCUAUGCACUGCUCUCCAUCCUGUUCCUGCGCAGGCCUCGCCUGCUGCAUGCACCCCCGGCGCCCGCCUUCCGUCCCCGCCUGGCGGCCCACCGGUCAGGAUCGGGGGAGCGGCUGGAGAACACCAUGGAGGCCUUGGAGAACUCCAUGGCCCAGCGGGCAGACCUCAUAGAGCUUGACUGCCACCUGACCAGGGACAGAGUGGUGGUGGUGUCCCACGACGAGAACCUGUCCCGCCAGUCGGGAGUUAACAGGGAUGUGGGCAGCCUGGACUUUGAGGAGCUGCCCCUCUACAAGGAGGAAUUGGAAGUGUACUUCUCACCAGGCCAGUUUGCACACGGGACUGACCGACACAUGGUGCGCCUGGUGGACAUGUUCCAAAGGUUUCCUCGAGUGCCCAUGGUUGUGGAAAUCAAAGGGGAGAACGAAGAGCUCAUUCACAAGGUAGCAGACCUGGUGAGGCACUUUGACCGCAGUGAAAUCACCAUCUGGGCCUCUGAGAAGAGCUCAGUCAUGAAGAAGUGCAAGGCUGCUAACCCCGAGAUGCCAACCUCCUUGACCGUCAGCCGGGUGGUCUGGGUCCUGCUGCUGUAUUACCUGGGGCUGCUGCCCUUCGUGCCCAUCCCUGAGAAGUUCCUCUUGUGCUUCCUGCCCACCAUCAUCAACAGGACCUACUUCCCAUUUUCCUGUCCUGCACUGAACAAGCUGGCAGCUGUGGCUUUCAAAUGGAUCAUCAUGAGGAAAAGUCUGAUCCAACACCUGGAGCAGCGAGGGGUACAGGUUGUGUUUUGGUGCCUGAAUGAAGAGUCUGAUUUUGAAACAGCCUUCAGCUUGGGGGCCACAGGCGUCAUGACAGACUACCCCACCGCCCUCCGGCACUACCUGGAUAGACACAGGGGCACCUCCUAAGGAGCCUACACCUCUCUAUCUCCAACCUCCAGUAAACAAAUCUUCCCUUCCCA